Molecule: messenger RNA, 555 nt
Organism: Hirsutella rhossiliensis
Lineage: Eukaryota; Fungi; Ascomycota; Sordariomycetes; Hypocreales; Ophiocordycipitaceae
Exons: 2
Coding region: 1-555 (184 amino acids)
Source: RefSeq, a predicted model, not a curated record
AUGGCCCGGACAGAUACCGAUUCCUCCACCUGCACCCGUCACAACAUGAAUUCCCCGGCUUCAACGGCCAGGAGUUUCCCCAGUCAAAAUUCAAGACACAAACUGGGGCAGGACAUUUCCCUGAGCCAAGAGGAAACCCGACUAUUCAUCGAAAAGCCGCCAUCAGGCGGCGAGAAUGGAAAUGAUGAGCCCGACUAUGACGAGGCGUAUCAUCGUUGCGAUCUGCAUCGAUGGCAUAAUGUUCAUGCAUUCCGUCUCGCUGCGUCGGGCGCUAUAUAUCAUGAGAAGCGGCUCGAGCAUAACACCAAUCUCCACCUCCUCACCAGCUCAUGGAGGAGCCGCCCCAACCGCUGGUACAGCAAUGCGGCGUCGCUCUUCUUCCUGAUCCUGUCAUAUGGCUCUUCGUCUGCUCUGGUGCUGAUCCCAACCUGGAUAGCCACUGGGGAAUCAACCCCAUACAACGGAAUCUACCCGGGCUAUCAGUUUCUGAUCAAUGCAACAGCUCUGGUAGGCCUGGGCGUGGCACUCGCCGGCCAAGCUGCUAUCGCGGCAUAG